Molecule: messenger RNA, 2309 nt
Organism: Neocloeon triangulifer
Lineage: Eukaryota; Metazoa; Arthropoda; Insecta; Ephemeroptera; Baetidae
Exons: 3
Coding region: 304-2097 (597 amino acids)
Source: RefSeq, a predicted model, not a curated record
UGUGUUUUGUUUUUUGCGGCAAUCAACAAUCAACAAUUUAUUCAUGAAAAUGGAAAUAAUGAGCAAAAGAGGAUGCCGUUUGUCGUUUUCUGCGUCCAACUCUGACGACGGACCCUUCUUUGAGAGACUGAGAAUUCGCAACGUUCGUGUGCUGAUCAUUCGUGUCUGCAAAAAUCCCUGAGAGAGGAACAAACACCGCGGUUGUCGUUUCUGCUCUGCUUCAAGUGUGUUUGUUUAGAGCAGAGUUGAUUUUACAGAACAUGGACAUGGGCAUUUUCUCGUCUUCCACUUUGCCGGAGUCAAAUGAAGCUGAUUCUGCGGCCAUUGAAGAAAAACCGGACAACGGCCAAAAAAGUUUGUUCGACAAGUAUUUCAAAGCCAUCUUGUCUGACACGUCUGAAAAGUCAUCAUCGAAAGGAAAAAGUAGACCCAGAAAAGGAAGAUGAAAAGUAUCUCAUUCAUCUGUCCGAUUUUCCAUGGGAUAAGGAUGACCCUUGUCGCGCCGAAGCUGCCAAAGAUCUUGCCAAGACUGAUCAGUCCGGCCGUCAUCGGUCUUACUUCCUUCGGAAGAUUUUCGUCAUCGACGAACUGCACAAGCCUCUGUGCUCAUCCCUGGCACUGGCGACCCCUGAACUGCUGGAGAGACAAUUCUACGACUUCAGCCUCUGGUUUUCCGCAGAGGCCAAGAAGGAAGAGGAAGAUCGGCUGUUCGACCUCACCAUGGCAACCCGCCUGGUUUUCCUAAUGGUAAACGCGGGAAUUUCCUUUUGGCGUGUGCUGGACGAGGCUGUCCAGAAAAGAGACAAAUCCUUGUUGGCUGACUGCGCUUCUUUCGUCACCAACUACUCGAUCGAAGAGGUUGCUGCUCACAGGACGAAGAACCCUCCGAAGGAAGGACGCAAACCGGACGAAUUUCUGCUCAACCCUGGAGUUCUGUGGCAGCUCCACUGCAACCCUGUCCUGCUCAACCAGUGGCUCUUUGCCCUCUUUGCCUUCCUCAACAUCGAAAGAGGCUACACCUCCAUUCUCAAGUACCUGCCCAUUCCUGAGCAGGUGGAACCAGUUGUGCGAGACCUGCUUGUGUUCACCAGAGAUGUGCACAAAAGGCUCAACUACGGGUUUGUGCUGCUCGGCCAACUAGUUAAAAGUCCAAAGCAGGACGAGGAAGUGACCAAACUGAUCAUGGAGGACGUGGUUGCCCCUUGCCUGGCCGCCCUCAUGGUCAUCUUGGACAAGAAGCACAACUUCCGGAGUCUCUGUGGUGAUCUGCAAAGCGUUGUAGUUCACGUUGCUGCCGGAAAUGAGGACAAAUCACUCGGUAAAGGCGUCUUCAUCGACCCCAGAAACUUCUCCCUGGACACUGAGGAUGAAAACUUUGACAUUGUGUACUCCCUUAAGUACUGGGUUGCCGAGGGAGCAUCUAGGAAUAUCUUUGGUGACCUCAAGACCAAAAUUGAGGAUGUCAAGCUGAAGAUAAACGAGAGCGAAAAAUUCCCAUCUGUGGAGGAAAUGCCGACUGUCAUCUCAAACUUGGACGAAGCUGCAACCAAAUUCAACAAAAUUUCUAAAAAGGUUGACCUGGACGAUGACUACGUUGACGAAUGGCAAACUGACAUGGAAGUCAGUGACUACUACAAUGCGUACGUGACUGCUUUAAAUCAUGAAACGGAGGUGAUCAGCCUCUUGAUGGAUUUCACCGGUCUGGACGCCAGUUGUCUGCUGACUUUGUUGGUUGAGGAGCAACUGAUCCUGCUGAAUCGAGCCGGAGCGAGGAAAUUGGUCAUCGACAGUGAUUUUGGUUGCUUAGAAUCCCAAAAUGAAUGCACCCCUGAGAAAAUGCAAGAGGCCAUUUUGAGGAUUAAAAGUGUGGAGGAAAACGCAUUCCAGAAAGUGGCUGCCAAGUGUUUGAAAGAGUGGGAUGGACAAAGCUUCAUCCCCACUGGGUUUGUGCAGACGCUGGACCAGCAGACUCAAUUGCAAAACCCAAUUGAGGUAAAAAAUCUAAACAUUUUUUGUGAGACGAUAAUAACAAUUAAUUUCCCCUUAUUUUUUACCAGGAGAAAGUAUUUCAACUGGCAAAGCAAAUGGUCUGCUUGAAGCCGAGGUACCCGGACUGGGCCUUUGUCUAUUUUAUUUCAUCCUGCCACCACUUGUGACCUGCUUCCGUGACGAAUCCUCUAAACUGUCCGGGUUCUUCCUGGAGGAGCUUUUUUCUCUCUUCGCCAAAGAUCUCGAUGUUUGGAGGUCUGCACCAGAAAUUUAUAGCGCCAACAGACACUUGUGCGAGGACCAUUUGAGCUCCGUCCGUG